Messenger RNA from Venustampulla echinocandica, 1077 nucleotides. RefSeq lists its product as uncharacterized. Gene Ontology annotation, molecular function: calcium channel activity; calcium, potassium:sodium antiporter activity. The coding region runs from base 1 to 1077 and encodes 358 amino acids. Gene Ontology annotation, biological process: calcium ion transmembrane transport; intracellular calcium ion homeostasis. The transcript has 2 exons. Lineage: Eukaryota; Fungi; Ascomycota; Leotiomycetes; Helotiales; Pleuroascaceae. The record is from RefSeq and is a predicted model, not a curated record. Gene Ontology annotation, cellular component: membrane.
AUGAAUUGGGAUAGCAUCUGCUAUGACGCCGCCGCAUUCACAGCUGGUCUAUUUCUCCUCGAAUACGGUGCUGAUCGUUUCAUCGACCAUACUGCUAUCGUCGCGCGUCAACUUGGAGUCUCACAGACAUUGGUAGCCUUGCUCACAGCAGGUGCAGAAUGGGAAGAGCUUGCUGUCGUUGUAGCAUCCAUUCUCCAAGGCCGCUCCCCGCUCGCACUAGGCAAUAUCAUCGGCUCCUCAAUCUCAAACAUUCUAGGAGCAUUCUCCCUGGGUCUCGUCUUUCAUCCGGGCCGAAUAGCAUUUGAUCGAAGCGCGAAAAUAUACACAGUCUUACUCUUUCUCGUUACAUCGAAUUUUACAGUUGUCGCUCUGACGAAAAAUUUGGGUAGGCUCGCCGGAGGCAUUUUCAUUGGAGUAUUUGCUUUAUAUCUGGUUUCGGUUAGCUAUGUGAUUUACAAGGGCGUGUUGUCUGUACCAGAAGACUCGGAUAGCGACGACAGCGACGAUGAUGGGAGCAAUGAGGGCAACAGCGCAGAGGUACAGCACGACCAUCCUCCGGCUGAAAUAACACCUCUUCUUCCUAACAACGCUAGUAGAGAGCGUUCUGCACACGGUUGGAAACAUACUCUUAUAUAUCAUAUUGCCCAGCUCAUCCUCGGCUUCAUAGCACUGUCACUAUCAGGCUAUGUUCUUUCACACAGCGCAGCUUCGAUCGCUGAUGCAUUCGACCUAUCUGGCACAGUCCUCGGCGUUACAGUCUUGUCAUUUGCUACUACAUUACCUGAAAAAUUCGUUGCUGUCAUCAGUGGUACUCGGGGACAUGGCGGUAUCGUUGUUGCAAGUACAGCGGGAAGUAAUAUAUUCCUUCUCACCUUGUGUCUUGGGAUUACGCUCGUGGCUGGGAAUCAGAAAGAGCUUGCAGACUCUCUAAUACCGUUCGAGCUGCUUGUUACUUGGGCAUCAUCUGCGCUGUUUCUCCUGAUUGUGCUCUUGGGAUCAAGGCGGUGGAUUGGUGGAAUGCUACUAAUAUUAUACCUUACAUUCAUAGUUCUAGAGUUCACUAUGUAUAGAAGAUGA